Molecule: messenger RNA, 810 nt
Organism: Fusarium sp. VM40
Lineage: Eukaryota; Fungi; Ascomycota; Sordariomycetes; Hypocreales; Nectriaceae
Source: the annotation of a GenBank genome assembly
AUGGGUCCUGCAGCCAAUUCAGGCACCUGGGACUACCCAUACGCGGUUCAAUUCCCCUUCACGAUUGACAACCGCGUCUUUUUCUGUGGCCACAAGAUAAGCACCAACUUCUGGUUCAUUCAAGAACUUCUUGCAGACGGAAAAAUGGGAGCCCAGACUGAUUCUGGCCGUUGGAAUAAUGCCUAUCACAUAUUAUACCCCUUCUCAAUUGGCAAUCAGAACUACCUCUUUGGCCACAACUUGGAUACAAAGUAUUGGUUUAUCCAGGAACUACUUCCUGGAGGGAAGAUGGGCAGCGAGACUGAUCAAGGUCGUUGGGAAAAUCGUUACGCGGCUCAGUUUCCGUUCACAAUUGGCGGCACCCAGUACAUCUAUGGCCAAGAUAUUGGUAACCCUUUUAUGUCAUCUGAGGAAAAGCGUGAUCGAGAGGCGUAUGAAGCGGAGAGAACUAGUGCGGAAAACCAACCUGUGCUGCCACAUUCGCAACCGUCACGUCAUUGGUUUAUAAAGAAAAUCCUCCCCGAUGGUAAAUUGAGUGAUGAAACCGAUAGCGGUACCUGGAAUAGAACCUAUCAGGUGCAAUUUCCCUACACAAUUGACGACAAACAAUAUUUCUAUGGUCAGGAUCUGGGUACAAAGAAAUGGAUUAUCCAGUGUCUUGAUAUUGGUGGCAAAAUGGGAAGUGAGAUGCAGAAUGGUGUAUGGGAUGAUGCUCGGCAGGUACAGAUCCCUUUUACCGUGGGAGGAAAGCAGUACUACUAUGGGCAAGACUUGUCCUCGUGUAACUGGUUUAUCCAGCAGUUGAUGUAG